AUGGAAAACCAUAUGGUGGUGGACCGGAGCCUCUUAGACCAGAAGAGUAAUAAGGAAGAGGAGGAGGAGGAGGAGGAGUGGCUCACAGUCUCACAAUCACUUAUGGCUUCUGGUGUGCCGAUGCCAGUCCUGGGCUCAAAACAGAUCUACGAGUAUGAUCUAGAACACUGGUCUUCGUCCUCCUCUUCUUCUUCUUCUUCUUCUUCUUCUUCUUCUUCUUCUUCUUCUUCUUCUUCUUCUUCUUCU
Messenger RNA from Phascolarctos cinereus (koala), 246 nucleotides. Lineage: Eukaryota; Metazoa; Chordata; Mammalia; Diprotodontia; Phascolarctidae. The record is from RefSeq and is a predicted model, not a curated record.